AUGUCGUGGUACCGAGAACCAACGCUAGCGGAAGUCGAGGAACAGUCCAAGUGGGACGAAGACCAGCAGAUCCUAGACGCAGUCGCGCGUGAUGACGUAGAGAAUUUCGGCCGGUUAGUGUCCGCCGCGGCGCAGCGGCGCGGCGUGGACACGGGGACGGUGCUGUGCUCGGCGCACAGCUGGCCCGAGCAAGGCCGGGAAACAGUCAUGCACCGGGCGGUGCGCCUGCACGCGACACGCAUCCUCCACGCGCUGAUCACCAGUCCACUCCGGGGGCCGCACGGCAAGACGGCCGAGGCGCUGUUCGCGUCGUUCGACGGGCAUCAGCGGACGCCGCUGAUUGUGGCGGCGCUGAUGGGGGACUCGCACGUGGCCGAGGUGGGCAUGCUGGUGACGCGGGGGGGCGACGACGCGGCGGCGCGGACCUGGACGUACGGGCUCACGGCGCUACACCUGGCCGCGAUUUGGGGCCACGCCGGCGUCGUCGCGUACCUGCUGCUGAGCGGGGCCGAGGCCGACGUGCCGGCCAGGGGAGACGGCGGCAACACGCCGCUGAUGCUGGCCGCGCACCACGGCCACGUCCGCGUCGCCGAGGUGCUGCUGGAGAGGGACCGCAACAAGGUUGCCGCCCGCGCCGGGUGCGAUCCCCGGCAGCAACCGUUUACCUGGCUGGCGAACCAGGACCCGUCCUCCUACAGGCCCGCGAAUGUGCAUGCCACGAACGGUCUUGCUUUGCAAUAUCGGGAGUUGAGGCGCGAGUUCUGCGGCUUGUUUACUUGGCUCUAG
This is a messenger RNA of Lasiosphaeria miniovina, 786 nucleotides long. RefSeq names its product ankyrin repeat-containing domain protein. Gene Ontology annotation, cellular component: cytosol. Gene Ontology annotation, molecular function: NF-kappaB binding. Bases 1 to 786 code for a protein of 261 amino acids. The transcript is spliced from 2 exons. Gene Ontology annotation, biological process: cellular response to tumor necrosis factor. Lineage: Eukaryota; Fungi; Ascomycota; Sordariomycetes; Sordariales; Lasiosphaeriaceae. The record is from RefSeq and is a predicted model, not a curated record.